Messenger RNA from Rosa rugosa (rugosa rose), 1007 nucleotides. Its product is annotated as putative F-box protein At3g58910. Lineage: Eukaryota; Viridiplantae; Streptophyta; Magnoliopsida; Rosales; Rosaceae. The record is from RefSeq and is a predicted model, not a curated record. The transcript has 5 exons. Gene Ontology annotation, molecular function: protein binding.
CUAAGGUGAUGAUCGAUAUGGAACACAUGGGAACUACUACAAGCUGCCAAACUCAUGGAGCUUGUAAGGAGCUUAUAGACAGAUUCAGUGAUCUUCCGGAUGAAAUUGCUCAUCACAUUCUUUCCUUCCUGACUUUAAGAGACCUUACUCGGGUGAGCUGUGUGUCCGAAAGAUGUAUAAAGCUUUAUCUCUCACUUCCGUCAUUGAAUUUUGAUACAAGCGGUGGUGAAAGAUUAUCCACGUGGAAAGGGGACAUUCUUAAAUGGCCCUCCUCUUCUGCUUGUUUUCCUAAUCUCCGAGUCUUGAAGUUGAGAAAGUUCAAAAUACAAGGAGAGGAGUGUUUUUGCAAAUGGAUCUUAUGUUCGUGCAAAACCCUUAAGGAAUUACAUCUUGAAGAAGUUCGCGGGAUAAAAUAUAUGACGAUUGAAAGCUAGUCUUUGGAAUCGUUUUGUUUUGUGCAUCAUUUUCAGAGUGAAUUAUGCCAUCUCAAGGUAUCAGGUCAGAAAAUUGAAGAUAUGUUGAAGGAAAAUCAACCAAAUCUUAAAUAUUUGAAAUGGGGUGGGAGUUUGAUGGAUCAUACGAAUCUGGGGGGUCUAAUGUACCUAGAAAAAGCUGAGAUUUUUCUAGAGCCUACGGAAGAGGACUCUGUGAAAGUUCUAUUCAGGAAACAUUCCAUCCCAUCACUUUUUGCCAAUAUUUCUCACUUGCAUAUCUGUAUUACGAGUUUGAGUGAUGACUUAAUUCCUGCAAUGGCAUCCACAUAUAGUAUGAGUUACUGGAUAUCCCAAAACCUUGCCUGUAUUUAUCGGCUUGAGGAGGUGAGAAUAGAGCUUUCUGGUGCCAACGAAAGGGAAUUUGCAUGGUAUAUACUUGAGCAUGCUAAGAAUUUGAAGAAAUUGAUCAUUCUUCAUUCACCAUCACAAGCACAUGCUGUAUGGUUCUUAAGGAAAAGAAGAAGCGUUUCCGCUGCCACGGUUGUCUUCCAGAAUAAAUAUAGCAGUUGGUGA